Lagenorhynchus albirostris (white-beaked dolphin) is the source of this 4829-nucleotide messenger RNA. It is a transcript of the gene LRRC7, whose product is annotated as leucine rich repeat containing 7. The coding region runs from base 102 to 4829 and encodes 1575 amino acids. Gene Ontology annotation, cellular component: postsynaptic density; postsynaptic membrane; adherens junction. Gene Ontology annotation, biological process: neurotransmitter receptor transport, endosome to postsynaptic membrane; neurotransmitter receptor transport postsynaptic membrane to endosome. The record is from RefSeq and is a predicted model, not a curated record. Gene Ontology annotation, molecular function: protein binding. NCBI's taxonomy places the organism in Eukaryota, Metazoa, Chordata, Mammalia, Artiodactyla, Delphinidae. The transcript has 27 exons.
GCCCACUCCACUGCGGACCCCCGAACACUUUAAGGAAUAACCCUUGGCAGCUGCACGAUUCACUCUCUCCGGAACCUCAUGGGCAGUUUCUCCCGCCGGCGAUGAUGGAGAACCUAAUAAGGGGAAGGAAUCCCCCACAAUAUCAGAGAAGUCCUUGUAAAGAAGUUCGUGCAGCCCUUCGGAAGAGGCCUGAAGAGGAGUUGCAGUGCCUGGAGAUGACCACCAAGCGGAAAAUCAUCGGCCGUCUGGUGCCGUGCCGAUGUUUCCGAGGUGAAGAAGAAAUCAUCUCAGUUUUAGAUUACUCCCACUGCAGCCUUCAGCAGGUGCCAAAGGAGGUCUUUAACUUUGAACGGACAUUAGAGGAACUUUACCUAGAUGCCAAUCAAAUUGAAGAGCUACCAAAGCAAUUGUUCAACUGUCAAGCUCUAAGAAAACUAAGUAUUCCUGACAAUGACCUUUCAAAUCUGCCAACCACUAUUGCUAGUUUAGUUAACCUUAAAGAACUCGACAUCAGUAAAAAUGGUGUACAAGAAUUUCCAGAAAACAUAAAGUGCUGUAAGUGUUUAACAAUUAUUGAAGCCAGUGUCAAUCCCAUUUCUAAACUCCCUGAUGGCUUCACACAGCUUCUAAACCUGACCCAGCUCUACCUGAAUGAUGCCUUUCUUGAAUUUCUUCCAGCCAAUUUUGGAAGACUUGCCAAAUUGCGGAUAUUGGAGUUAAGAGAAAAUCACUUGAAAACUCUACCAAAGUCAAUGCACAAACUGGCCCAGUUGGAAAGACUUGACCUAGGCAAUAAUGAAUUCAGUGAGCUGCCUGAAGUUCUGGAUCAAAUACAAAAUUUAAGGGAGCUGUGGAUGGAUAAUAAUGCAUUGCAAGUGCUACCUGGGUCUAUAGGGAAGUUAAAGAUGUUGGUAUACCUGGAUAUGUCAAAAAACAGAAUAGAAACAGUUGACUUGGACAUUUCUGGAUGUGAAGCCCUGGAGGACCUCUUACUGUCAUCCAAUAUGUUGCAACAGUUGCCUGACUCUAUAGGUUUGUUGAAAAAACUAACUACUCUGAAAGUAGAUGACAAUCAACUUACAAUCCUACCCAAUACAAUCGGAAAUUUAUCUUUAUUAGAAGAAUUUGACUGUAGCUGUAAUGAACUGGAGUCACUACCUUCUACUAUUGGCUACCUUCACAGUCUUCGAACGUUAGCAGUCGAUGAGAAUUUCCUUCCAGAAUUACCCAGAGAAAUUGGAAGCUGUAAGAAUGUAACAGUUAUGUCUCUACGCUCCAAUAAACUGGAAUUUCUUCCUGAAGAGAUUGGACAGAUGCAGAAACUAAGAGUCUUAAAUUUGAGUGACAACAGAUUGAAGAAUUUACCAUUCUCAUUUACCAAACUUAAGGAGCUUGCAGCUUUGUGGCUUUCUGACAAUCAGUCCAAAGCCCUUAUCCCUUUACAAACUGAAGCCCAUCCAGAAACAAAGCAAAGAGUAUUGACUAACUACAUGUUUCCACAGCAACCUCGUGGUGAUGAAGAUUUCCAGUCAGACAGUGACAGCUUUAACCCUACACUGUGGGAAGAACAGAGACAACAACGCAUGACUGUUGCCUUUGAAUUUGAAGAAAAAAAGGAAGAUGAUGAAAAUGCUGGGAAAGUUAAGGAUCACUCCUGCCAAGCCCCCUGGGAAAGGGGCCAGCGUGGGAUUACUCUCCAACCUGCCAGACUGUCUGGCGAUUGCUGCACACCAUGGGCCAGGUGUGAUCAGCAGAUCCAAGAUAUGCCCGUCCCCCAGAAUGACCCACAGCUGGCAUGGGGUUGUAUAAGUGGCCUCCAGCAGGAAAGGAGCAUGUGUACUCCAUUGCCAGUUGCAGCACAAUCCACCACUCUUCCCUCUCUAAGUGGCAGACAGGUUGAAAUAAACCUAAAACGAUAUCCAACUCCUUACCCAGAGGAUUUAAAGAAUAUGGUAAAAUCUGUUCAAAAUCUGGUGGGUAAGCCAAGCCAUGGAGUGCGUGUUGAGAAUUCAAAUCCAACUGCUAACACGGAGCAAACUGUGAAAGAAAAAUACGAACACAAGUGGCCUGUAGCCCCAAAGGAGAUUACAGUGGAGGAUUCUUUUGUUCAUCCAGCUAAUGAAAUGAGGAUUGGGGAACUUCACCCUUCAUUAGCUGAGACCCCUCUGUACCCACCCAAACUUGUUCUGCUAGGGAAGGACAAAAAAGAAUCAACCGAUGAGUCUGAAGUUGACAAAACUCACUGUCUGAAUAACAGUGUUUCCUCAGGCACUUACUCAGACUACUCGCCUUCCCAGGCUUCCUCAGGAUCCUCUAACACCCGGGUUAAAGUGGGGUCCUUGCAGACCACAGCUAAAGAGGCAGUACAUAAUUCUUUGUGGGGUAACAGGAUUGCACAAUCUUUCCCACAGCCUCUUGAUGCAAAGCCAUUGCUCAGCCAGCGGGAGGCUGUCCCCCCAGGGAAUCUACCACAGCGUCCUGACCGGCUGCCAUUGAGUGACACUUUCACUGACAACUGGACUGAUGGCUCACAUUAUGAUAACACCGGGUUUGUUGCAGAGGAAACCACAGGCGAGAAUGCCAACAAUAAUCCUCUCCUGAGUUCAAAAUCUAGAAGCACAUCUUCUCAUGGACGCAGGCCUUUGAUUAGGCAGGACAGGAUUGUUGGUGUUCCCCUGGAACUUGAGCAGUCUACACACAGACACACACCAGAAACAGAAGUGCCUCCUUCCAAUCCUUGGCAGAAUUGGACCAGAACCCCUAGUCCUUUUGAAGACAGGACUGCUUUUCCUUCCAAAUUAGAGACAACCCCUACCACCAGCCCAUUGCCUGAAAGGAAAGAACAUAUAAAAGAAUCUGCUGAAAUACCUAGUCCUUUUUCUCCAGGAGUACCAUGGGAGUAUCAUGAUUCUAAUCCCAACAGGAGUCUCAGUAAUGUCUUUUCUCAAAUCCACUGCCACCCAGAAUCUUCUAAAGGUGUUAUUUCAAUUAGCAAAAGCACAGAGAGGCUUUCCCCACUAAUGAAAGACAUCAAGUCCAAUAAAUUCAAGAAGUCACAGAGUAUCGAUGAGAUUGACGUUGGUACAUACAAGGUUUAUAAUAUACCAUUAGAAAACUAUGCUUCUGGGAGUGAUCACUUAGGAAGUCACGAACGACCUGACAAAAUGUUGGGACCAGAGCAUGGUAUGUCCAGUAUGUCUCGAAGCCAGUCAGUCCCGAUGCUGGAUGACGAGAUGCUCACUUAUGGAAGUUGUAAAGGGCCACAACAACAAAAAGCUUCCAUGACAAAAAAAGUCUAUCAAUUUGACCAAAGCUUCAAUCCCCAAGGAGCAGUGGAGGUUAAAGCUGAAAAGAGGAUACCGCCCCCAUUUCAACACAAUCCUGAGUACGUGCAACAGCCGGGCAAAAACAUCACCAAGGAUUUGGUUAGUCCUAGAGCUUACAGAGGAUACCCACCGAUUGAGCAAAUAUUUUCAUUUUCUCAGCCAUCUGUUAAUGAGGAUGCUGUGGUAAAUGCCCAGUUUGCAAGCCAAGGUGCCAGGGCAGGCUUCUUGAGAAGAGCUGACUCCCUGGCGAGUUCCACAGAAAUGGCCAUGUUUAGAAGGGUCAGUGAACCUCACGAGCUGCCUCCGAAUGAUAGGUACGGCAGACCUCCAUAUAGGGCAGGUCUGGAUCGCCAAAGCAGCGUUUCAGUGACUGAGUCCCAGUUCCUGAAAAGGAAUGGCAGGUAUGAAGAUGAACACCCUUCAUAUCAAGAAGUGAAAGCUCAGGCGGGAAGUUUUCCAGUUAAAAACCUUACCCAAAGGAGGCCAUUGUCUGCAAGAAGCUACAGUACAGAGAGUUAUGGUGCCUCCCAAACCAGGCCAGUUUCAGCUAGGCCUACUAUGGCAGCUCUUUUGGAAAAAAUACCAUCUGACUAUAACUUGGGUAACUAUGGUGACAAGCCAUCAGAUAACAGUGAUAUAAAGACGAGGCCUACUCCUGUGAAGGGAGAGGAGAGCUGUGGUAAAAUGCCUGCAGACUGGAGACAACAGCUGCUUAGACAUAUAGAAGCUAGAAGGUUAGACAGGAAUGCUGCUUACAAACACAGCACAGUUAACCUUGGCAUGCUGCCCUAUGGAGGUAUUUCAGCAAUGCAUGCAGGCAGAAGCAUGACUUUAAACUUGCAGACUAAGUCUAAAUUUGAUCUACAAGAACUACCUCUUCAGAAAACCCCGUCCCAGCAAAGCAACAUUUUAGACAAUGGACAAGAAGAUGUAUCUCCUAGUGGCCAGUGGAAUCCUUAUCCUCUUGGGAGGCGGGAUGUACCUCCGGACACCAUUACUAAAAAGGCAGGCAGCCACAUCCAGACCUUGAUGGGGUCCCAGAGCCUUCAACAUCGUAGCCGGGAGCAGCAGCCAUAUGAGGGAAACAUAAACAAAGUGACCAUCCAGCAGUUUCAGUCACCAUUGCCUAUUCAGAUCCCCUCUUCACAGGCCACCCGGGGACCUCAGCCUGGACGGUGCUUAAUUCAAACUAAAGGGCAAAGGAGUAUGGAUGGCUAUCCAGAGCAGUUUUGUGUGAGAAUAGAAAAGAAUCCUGGCCUUGGAUUUAGUAUCAGUGGUGGAAUUAGUGGACAAGGAAAUCCAUUUAAACCUUCUGACAAGGGUAUCUUUGUUACUAGGGUUCAGCCUGAUGGACCAGCAUCCAACCUGCUGCAGCCUGGUGAUAAGAUCCUUCAGGCAAAUGGACAUAGUUUUGUACAUAUGGAACAUGAAAAAGCUGUAUUACUACUGAAGAGUUUCCAGAACACAGUAGACCUAGUUAUUCAACGUGAGCUUACUGUCUAA